Sorghum bicolor (sorghum) is the source of this 1172-nucleotide messenger RNA. Its product is annotated as BTB/POZ and MATH domain-containing protein 2. Lineage: Eukaryota; Viridiplantae; Streptophyta; Magnoliopsida; Poales; Poaceae. The record is from RefSeq and is a predicted model, not a curated record. Bases 134 to 976 code for a protein of 280 amino acids. Gene Ontology annotation, molecular function: protein binding. The transcript has a single exon. Gene Ontology annotation, biological process: protein ubiquitination.
AUCAAUCCGGUCUCGCCCGUUCAGUGUGGGGGGUCGCCAGUGGAGCAUCCGCUAUUACCCCAAUGGCACAGAUUCUGAGUGCGCUGACUUCGUAUCCUUCGUCCUCUUUCUCGCCAAGAGUGCCGGCGGGCCCAUGAAGGCGCGUGUCAGGUUCCAUUUGCUCGAUCGGGCAGGGAACCCGCUGCCGUCGAAAUCCCGAACCACAGGUCCAUGCGAGUUCUCUCCUGGUGGUUCAGGCUAUGGCUUCAGUAUCAUUAAAAGGGAGUUCUUGGAGAAGUCGGAGCAGCUCUUGAUGAACGACUCCUUCAAGAUCAGCUGCGACAUCAUUAUUCCCAUGGAACUCCGCACGGAGGACAGGAUUGUCUCGCUCCUAGACGCAGUACCACCACCUGACCUGAAUCAGCAUCUUAGCGAUCUCCUUAUGUCCAAAGAGGGCGCCGACGUUACUUUCCAAGUUGCCGGCGAGGCAUUUAGCGCGCACAGGUUUCUGCUUGCGGCGCGGUCGCGAGUCUUUAAAGCACAGCUGUGUGGCGCCAUGAAGGAGAGCACGGCCACAGGGGACUGCAUCCGGAUUGACGACAUGUUACCUCAGGUGUUCAAGGCCUUGCUCCAGUUCAUCUACACUGACUCGCUGCCACAGAUGGAGGAACAACAGGAGGCCGUGAUGGCCCAGCAUCUGCUGGAAGCAGCGGACAGGUAUGACAUGCAGAGGCUCAAGCUGAUUUGUGAGGAGAAGCUGUACAGGCACAUAGACGUCAGCACGGCUGCAACCACGUUGGUGUUGGCUGAACAGCACUGCUGCCGUGGUCUCAAGAAGGCUUGCAUCGAGUUUCUGAAAUCUCCUGAUGCACUGGAAGCAGUCAUGGAAACUGAUGGCUUUGAGCAUCUGACUAAAAGCUGCCCUGCUCUUGUGAAGGAGUUGAUGUCAGAGCUUUACGUGUUCAAGCAAUGCAAGAGGAGGAAAUUGAAGGCAUGAGCUUAGGACUUCAUCAUUUGGUAACGAAGAUUCUGACUAUCCUAGAAGAAAUUAGUGGUUAAACCUGAUAAAACUAGUUAUGGUUUUAUAAUAUGUUUAUUAGUCUUGACCUCAAAAGUAUGGGAUUGGGAUGUGCCUGUGCUUGUUUUUUGUUGCCUAGUCUUGGCACUAAUUCUAACUAUGAUGCAAGAAACAA